UGGGGAGAUCGGAGAUCGGACUUGGUUGUGUUCACUAUCACUGAUUAAUCAGCAGAUAUGUCUGACAAACCAGAUAUGGCUGAAAUUGAGAAAUUUGACAAGUCUAAGUUGAAGAAGACAGAAACGCAAGAGAAGAACCCACUGCCUUCAAAAGAAACAAUUGAACAGGAGAAGCAGGCGGGUGAAUCGUAAUGAAAUCAGCCCUUCCAAAUUAUGCACUGUACAUUCCACAAGCAUUGCCUUCUUAUUUUUCUUCUUUUAGCUGUUUUAACUUUGUAAGAUGCAAAGAAGUUGGAUAAAGUUUAAAUGACUGUACUGCCCCCUGUCACAUCCAAAAAAAAAAA
Pogona vitticeps (central bearded dragon) is the source of this 344-nucleotide messenger RNA. It is a transcript of the gene TMSB4X, whose product is annotated as thymosin beta 4 X-linked. Gene Ontology annotation, molecular function: actin monomer binding. Gene Ontology annotation, biological process: actin filament organization; regulation of cell migration. NCBI's taxonomy places the organism in Eukaryota, Metazoa, Chordata, Lepidosauria, Squamata, Agamidae. Gene Ontology annotation, cellular component: cytoplasm. The record is from RefSeq and is a predicted model, not a curated record.